AUGUCUUCCUUCAAGAGCAAAUACCAAGAUGAACUCAUUGCCAAUGCUGCUUACAUUGGCACCCCAGGGAAGGGUAUCCUUGCUGCUGAUGAGUCAACUGGUACAAUUGGCAAGCGUUUGUCCAGCAUUAAUGUUGAGAAUGUUGAAACGAAUAGGCGUGCCCUUCGUGAACUCCUAUUCACCUGUCCUGGUGCUUUUGAGUGCCUCAGUGGUGUGAUUUUGUUUGAGGAAACUCUAUACCAAAAGACAGCUGCAGGAAAACCCUUCGUAGAGUUGAUGAAGGAAGGUGGAGUUCUUCCUGGUAUCAAGGUUGACAAGGGAACUGUAGAGCUUGCUGGAACCAAUGGGGAAACCACUACGCAGGGCUUAGAUGGCCUUGGUCAGCGUUGCCAGAAGUAUUAUGAAGCUGGUGCCCGUUUUGCUAAAUGGCGUGCUGUGCUCAAGAUCGGCCCCAGUGAACCAUCUGAGCUGGCUAUCCAUGAAAAUGCCUAUGGUCUGGCUCGUUAUGCUGUCAUAUGCCAGGAGAAUGGUCUGGUUCCUAUUGUGGAGCCUGAGAUCCUGGUUGAUGGACCUCAUGACAUCAACAAAUGUGCUGAGGUGACUGAGCGUGUUCUUGCUGCAUGCUACAAGGCUCUAAAUGAUCACCAUGUUCUGCUUGAGGGAACUCUAUUGAAGCCUAACAUGGUGACCCCUGGUUCAGAGUCUCCAAAAGUGGCUCCAGAGGUGAUAGCUGAAUAUACUGUUAGAGCUUUGCAGCGAACUGUUCCUGCUGCAGUACCUGCUGUGGUCUUCUUGUCUGGUGGGCAGAGUGAAGAGCAGGCAACCCUUAACCUCAAUGCCAUGAACAAGUUCAAGGGAAAGAAGCCAUGGUCUCUUUCUUUCUCUUUUGGAAGGGCACUUCAGCAGAGCACUCUCAAGACAUGGGCCGGGAAGGAUGAAAACAUUAAGAAGGCCCAGGAUGCAUUCAUCACGAGGUGCAAGGCAAACUCACAAGCAACCCUGGGGACUUACAAGGGUGAUGCUGCCCUUGGUGAGGGUGCCUCUGAGUCUCUCCAUGUCAAGGACUACAAAUACUAAAAAUGGAGUGAGCUUCUUUUGGAGAUUUUCGCAUUAUUGGCACCAUCAUAUUGGUGCUCUUUUAUAGGUUUUGACUUGACUGUUUUGCUUUCCGUUCUUGGUCUUCGUAGUUUUAUGGAUUAAAGAAUAAUAGCUCCAACUCCAACCUACAUUAGUUUGGUAUUGGUCCCCCAGCCCCCUCUUUUUUAUAUAAUUCUUCCUUCGGUUUUCCUGAUUGAGUUUUGCUCUAUUAUGGACAAGUGUCAUUUCUUUUUUCAAUGCAAUUUGGAUCUGGAAAAAAAGCAUAUUGC
Gastrolobium bilobum is the source of this 1367-nucleotide messenger RNA. Its product is annotated as fructose-bisphosphate aldolase 6, cytosolic. Gene Ontology annotation, biological process: glycolytic process; fructose 1,6-bisphosphate metabolic process. NCBI's taxonomy places the organism in Eukaryota, Viridiplantae, Streptophyta, Magnoliopsida, Fabales, Fabaceae. Gene Ontology annotation, molecular function: fructose-bisphosphate aldolase activity. The coding region runs from base 1 to 1077 and encodes 358 amino acids. The transcript is spliced from 3 exons. The record is from RefSeq and is a predicted model, not a curated record. Gene Ontology annotation, cellular component: cytosol.